CAACAUAAAUACGGAGAAUCUAAAGUGAACAGUAUCAGUCACAUACAGUGCAAAUACGUUCCUGCUAAUAGCACUCACAAAGCAUAUAGUUCAAAAACUAUCACACACAAAAAUAUAAAAUGGCCGCCAAGAUGAUCAUUUUCGCCGCAUGCGUGGCCACCGCUCUCUCCCAAUACGCCGCACCAGCUUACAAGCCAGCGUACUCAGCGCCCGCUUACUCAGCACCAAAGGCUUACGCCCCAGAACCCGCAUACCCACCCACACCGUACAACUUCGAAUACAGCGUAAACGACCCACACACCUACGACGUCAAGAGCCAAUCCGAAUACAGUGACGGAAACGGCUACGUCAAAGGAUCUUACAGCCUUUUGGAAGCCGAUGGUUCCACCCGCACCGUCGAAUACACCGCCGACGACUACAACGGUUUCAACGCCGAAGUCAAGAACUCCGCACCGGCCUACAAGCCAGCUUACUCCGCACCAGCGUACGCUGCACCAGCUUACCCUGCACCCGCAUACUCAGCGCCCGCUUACAAACCAGCACCGUACAAGGCGUAUUAAAGACUUUCCCUCACGCCCAACCAUUAUCAAUCUCAUCGUCGAUCGUGAUGGUCGUUUAGUCGACAUAAUAUGAAUUGUUAUCAUAUCGUUUUUCACCGAACAAAUAUUAUGUAAAAUAUUAUCAUUUCAUCAAUGUGUUUAUUUUGUAAAUAAAUAGUGAAUUCAAAAAUACUAUAAACAUA
This is a messenger RNA of Rhopalosiphum padi (bird cherry-oat aphid), 742 nucleotides long. Its product is annotated as cuticle protein 7-like. The transcript has 2 exons. The record is from RefSeq and is a predicted model, not a curated record. Bases 120 to 560 code for a protein of 146 amino acids. Gene Ontology annotation, cellular component: extracellular matrix. NCBI's taxonomy places the organism in Eukaryota, Metazoa, Arthropoda, Insecta, Hemiptera, Aphididae.